Messenger RNA from Girardinichthys multiradiatus, 1797 nucleotides. RefSeq names its product dynein 2 intermediate chain 2 (gene dync2i2). The record is from RefSeq and is a predicted model, not a curated record. Gene Ontology annotation, molecular function: dynein heavy chain binding; dynein light chain binding. Lineage: Eukaryota; Metazoa; Chordata; Actinopteri; Cyprinodontiformes; Goodeidae. Gene Ontology annotation, biological process: intraciliary transport. Gene Ontology annotation, cellular component: ciliary plasm; cytoplasmic dynein complex. The coding region runs from base 236 to 1738 and encodes 500 amino acids. The transcript is spliced from 9 exons.
AUUUAUUCCGAAUAAUCUGAGUUAAAAUGUAUUCAGCUCUCUGUUUGAAAACCAACCCGCCUCUUUUAUUAAAUGAUGUUUUCCGACCUUUUUAAUUUCUGUCACGUGAUCUAGCAACGCGGUCACCAUGGUGACACUGGCUUCGUUGAAAAUGGCCGCCGCAGGGUUAGAGCUCAGGCUGGACCAGGUGAGUUCUGAUUGAUUCCGGUGGCACUUUUCAAUCAGAACAUUGAAGAUGUUCGCUGAUGAAGCUCUGGACUCUGUGAGGGUGGAGUCAGUGUGGAGGAGGUCCCAGCAGGGGGCGCAAGAGUCGAGAAGCUGCCAGACCUCAGCCGUUCACAGCGACCAUGCAGGAGUCCAGACCAGGUUCAGAGCCUCCAGGUUCACCCAGACAGAACCGCAGGAGCAGAUAAACCAGCAGGAAGACUUUAAUGGUCCUGAUCCACCAGGUUUGAUGGACUUCCUGAAGCGAGUCGAAGACCUGCUCAUCAAGGAGCUGGUGAAGAACUCCAGAAGCCAUGCUUUUGAUGGUUUCCAGUCAAACUGGGAGGAACGCAGCCAACAUGUUUCACAUCUCCACAGCCUUCAGAAUCCCAGCGCCCAGGAACAAGGUCUGCAUGUGACUGGUGUGUCCUGGAGCUGCACAGGUUCAGUCGUCGCCUGCUCUUACGGUCGGACCGAUGAUGGAGACUGGAGCAACGAGAAGUCCUGCGUUUGUUUGUGGAACUUGGACCGUCGCAGUCUGAGGUCCAAACAAGCAGAUCUGGUUCUGGAUGUUCCUGCAGCUGUUACAUCUGUAUGCUGCCACCCGAAGCAGCCCGCUCUGAUCGCAGGAGGACUGUACAACGGAGAGGUGGUGGUCUGGGAUACCAGUCGGACUCAGGAUCCGGUUCUGGCCCAAACUGGAAUGUCAGCAGACAGCCACAGAGAGCCCGUAUAUCAGGUGGCCUGGGUUCCCCUGCAGAAAAAAGGGGACUUCGGAGUGCUGAGUUCUAGUUCUGGAGGAGGAGUUCUUCUCUGGCUGGUGGAUUCAGACCAGGGCAGAAUGGUUCUGAACGCUGCAUACGCUUUUGUUCGACAGCAGGUUCCCCACAGCAGCAGUCUGAAGAUCCGUGGCAGCAGCACCGUGGGGGUCACCACCUUGGCUUUGUCUCCGUGGGACUCCGACACGUUCCUGGUCGGGUCCGAGGGCGGCCUGCUGCUCCGAUGCUCCUUCUCCUCCCAGACUCCAGCCGCAGUGGCCCCUGAAGGCCGGAGCGUGUCUCCAAGAGCCCCGGCGGUGUUCUCGUUCAGGCCUUCCAGCGGUCCGGUUCACUCGGUGCACUGCUCGCCGUUCCACAGGAAUCUGUUCGUCAGUGCCGGAACCGACGGCAUGGUCCACGUCCACUCGAUGCUGCAGGCUGACCCGCUGCUCUCAGUCAGGGUGUCGGACUGGUACGUGUUCCAGGUGCAGUGGUCCCCCAGCAGGCCGCUGGUGUUUGCAGCCGCCACCGGACAAGGUGAGGUCCAGAUCUUUGACCUGGCCCGCAAGUCGCUCAGACCUGCCGCCACCAUCCAGGAUGGGGGUCCGGAUCAGACCGCGACCUGCUUGGCCUUCAACGGUCCAAACCCUCGGCUCCUGGCGGUGGGAAAAUCAGAUGGGACGGUUGGAAUUUGGCAGCUGAGCUCGGUUCUGACGGAGCAGAGUCCGACAGAGAGCUUCCAGCUGGAGCAGAUAGCCAAUCAGGUUGCAGAGUGAAGGUUUCUGUUCUGGUCUAACUGGGAAAUGAAAUAAAGGCAGGAGGUUUCCAGUUGUAA